AAUACCACUUCCACAUCACCACAUCACCAUCUCCACCAUUGUCCCGACCUCGCCGCCUUCCCUAGUGCUGAGGUGCUCAAGACAACAACGACAACAAUUCAAUUUAAACCCUUGAAAGCUGUAGAGGAUCUUUUUGUCAACACAAAAUGAGCAUACCGAUACCCCAGGGCAUGAUUGACUUUGCUGGUCAGAAACAAGUCGACGAGAUCUCGAGGAUAUGGUUGAUCUCAAGCACGGUCAUCUCUUUCGUUGCUGGAUUUGCGUCCCAGAAUAUCCGCGUAACGUUCGGGUUCUUAGGUAUUUCUACACUGCUCCUCUUUGCGGUCGUAAUACCACCGUGGCCCAUGUUCAAUAAGCAUCCUGUGACAUGGCUUCCUUCCGUUGGAGAGAAGAAGAAAAGUUAAGCGAGGGAUAAAUUUCAUUUCAUCUGAUUUCUGUGUUUAUAUGGUUUCAUCUGUGCAGUCAAAUGGACUUGCGGAUCAUAUAUCCUAUAAUCGGACGCGUCUUGCGACUUUGGAUAUACGUCGUAGUGUGAAGUGUUGUCGAUAUGAAUGUUGAACGACAUCCCGCCGCCUGCAGAGCGGCCAGUCAUGUAGCGCAUCCCCGCAUCCCCCACUUUGGCAUAUCGUUUUGUGUGUGGAUACCAAGCCUUAGCGUACAGUCACCAAUACCACGUAGUUGUGGAGAGAUAGAGCAACAGUCCGAGUCUGUUCAGUCUUGACUAACGAUCUGUCUAGAAAAAGUCUAGCGGCGAGGUGGGGGUAAGGCGG
Messenger RNA from Marasmius oreades (fairy-ring Marasmius), 770 nucleotides. RefSeq lists its product as uncharacterized. The record is from RefSeq and is a predicted model, not a curated record. Gene Ontology annotation, cellular component: endoplasmic reticulum membrane; signal peptidase complex. The coding region runs from base 147 to 404 and encodes 85 amino acids. Lineage: Eukaryota; Fungi; Basidiomycota; Agaricomycetes; Agaricales; Marasmiaceae. Gene Ontology annotation, biological process: protein targeting to ER. The transcript is spliced from 4 exons.